Messenger RNA from Nicrophorus vespilloides, 7829 nucleotides. RefSeq names its product nucleoprotein TPR (gene Mgtor). The record is from RefSeq and is a predicted model, not a curated record. Gene Ontology annotation, biological process: mRNA export from nucleus; protein import into nucleus. The transcript has 10 exons. Gene Ontology annotation, cellular component: nuclear pore. Gene Ontology annotation, molecular function: structural constituent of nuclear pore. Bases 178 to 7128 code for a protein of 2316 amino acids. NCBI's taxonomy places the organism in Eukaryota, Metazoa, Arthropoda, Insecta, Coleoptera, Silphidae.
AUGUAACCGGCAUGUUUUCUGUUGGCUGGUGUUCGUUUGUUCGUUGCUUCGCAUUGUAAGUGAAAGAGAGCCAUUUGUCAGAGGAGAUACAUUUUGUGAAACUGUUGUCCGUAGAGUGUUUUUGUGACAUGCUGUGAUUGUUCGUUUGACUAGAGACAAAUAGAUUUAGUGGUCAGGAUGGAGGAGAAGUGCACUGGCAGAGAUAUCGUGAGCGCGGCGAUCACCGACAAGGAAUGGAAAAGGGUUCCCUCCGAAAUCAUUAAAAAGCUGGAGAUCAACAUCGGCGAGAAAUUGGAUGAGUUCAUCACUGCUCGCGCUCUUUUGGAAACCAGGAGUUACAAUGCCGUACAAACUUUAUUAGAUGUAGAGAAAAAGUGUGAGGGUUCUAUCAAACAGCAAGAUGAGUUAUCAAAGAAGCUGGAUAAAGCUAAUGGAGCCAUCUCCGAGUUGGAAAAACAACUUACCAUAUCCUUGGGAGAUGUUACCAAAUUACAGGUCAACGCUAAUAAAAUGGAACAGGACUUUGCUGAGAUGAGAAAUUCUCGAAAUUUGAUCACAGAUGAAAGAGAUGAACUUUCGCGCAUGGUGGAACGCCGAAAUGGCGAGCUGGAACGUAUGCAGAGCGACAUUAAUUCGUUAACGAAACAACUGGAAGAUGCUGUUGCUGCAAAAUGUGAAGUAUUGGCCAAAGUGAACGAGGUCGACUCCAUGAAGCUUUCCAUUGAAUACAGGGAGAAACGCAUGGAGCAGGAACGUUCCUUGCUUACCAAUCAAAUUGACACCUUGAACACCGAUUUAGAGAAGAAGAUCGAAGAAAAUCUAAACAUGAGACGCGAUAAUACAUCCAGAUGCGUUCAGCUAGAAAUCAAGUUGUCUGAGAGGACACAAGAGAUGGCUGCUGCAAAUGAAUCCAUUAAAUCUCUGACUGAAACUAAUAACAACUUGAUGGCAAAAACCGAGGAAUUGAUGCAGAAGAUGAUAACGGAGAAAGACACCCAUUCGAACACACUGGAAGCCUUCCAGCAAGAGGUCGACGCCCAGAAAAAGAUCGCCGAACUGUACAAGGGCGUCAACGAGGAGCAGACCAAACAUGCCGAAGAAUUAUCAAAUGCAGUACAAGAAAUGAAGGAGAAACUUGAAGAGGCAUUGGAUAAAUACGGCGAUCUGGAAACUAAAUUUAAAGAAUCCGAACUUUGCAACGAGGAAAUUUUAAACAAAAAGAACGAGUGCAUAGCUAUGCUUAAAAAAGAAUUGCAGACUGCCAACGAGGUGCUGACCAACAAGCAAGACAAUGGUAACGUUGACAACGACGAUAUUUCGCCAAAUACUACACCGGCUUCACGUUUCACCAAAUCACCAGCGACAAAGACCGAAAUAUACUCGCAGUACGUUCAUGUGUCCGAACUAUUAGCGCAAGAAAAGUCUGAGAACGCAAGGCUGCACAAUUACAUGCACAACAUCGUCAAAGAGCUCGAAGACAAGGGUCCUUUAAUCGCGAAGCAGAGGGAGCACUAUGAAAUUGCCUUGGAGAAAAUCGAGGAGCUAACUAAGCAAAUCGAAAAUACUAUGUCCGAGAACCAACAACUAAGAGUUAUGAAUUCCGAGUAUAAGAGGAGCGAAGCUUCUGCCAGUAGAGAGAAUGCGCGAAUGAAAAAGGAAAUAACCGAUCUGGGCCGCCAGGUCUGCAAUCUUUUACGCGAAAUUGAACAUUCGCGUAGCGGUACUUGCUCUAUUCAGCCACCGCUUGACAAGAACGACAGCACAACGUCGUGUGAUAUCAUUUCGAAGCGUUUGGUUACUUUUAAUGAUAUUUACGAUCUGCAAACUAACAAUCAAAGGUUACUUGCGCUCGUGAGAGAGCUUAGUACCAAACAAGAAGAAGCGGAAAUGCUAGAUCCAAGUAUGGUAGCAAAUUUGACGAUGAAGUUGGAUUCUAUGCGAGAAUCACACGCUGAACUCUUGGAGGAACAGGAAAAGCAGAACAACAUGGUGAAGAUGUUGAUGGACCAGAGGGAUACAUACAAGAAUCUUUACCAUCAGUUUGUUAAAGGAACGAAGGAGAAUAUUCCGGCGGUCAAGGAAAAAGAUGAUUCAAGUGUAAAUGAAAAUGAGAUGCAAACGGAUGCCAAUGAUAAAACUCAAGAGCUGGAGGAAAAUCUUCAGAAAUUGAAGAAGGAGUUGCUCGAGUCCAAAGAUGAAUUUGAUGUAUACAAAAAGGAGAAGGACACGAAUGAAAAGAUGUUGGUCGAUCAAUCUGAGAAGAUGAGAACCGAAAUUCAAGAACUUAUGAAACAAAAUACUAAACUAAGUGCCAAAGUUGAGACUAACAAUGAAAUGCUUAAGGUAUCCAAGAUAAAUGCGGAUGUAUACAAGAAUCAAAUUGAACGCUUGGAAGAAAGGAAUAGAAUCUACAGUGAGUCCAUCGUUAAACACGAAACGGCACAGUCGUACUUAAAUGAACAAUUGAUGGAAGCGCAAAGAGCUGCAUCCAAACUGGAAGUGAACUUAGCCGGUUUAAGGAAAGAACACGCGCUCAUUGAAGAAUCUGAAAAACGUUUGCUUCGCGAAAGAGAGAGCAUGCACAGAGAGCAUAAUUCGCAUGUGAUAAUGCAAACUAAUAUCGAGCUUAUUAAAGCUACACUGGAAAGGAAUGAUGCUGAAAGCAAGAUUCGCGUAGAGGAAACUCUAAAGGAAGCUCAUCGUGAAUGCGCUGCGUUACGUAGAAGGCUACAGGAAGAACAGGAUCAUUUCAGGGAAUCGCAAGAACAUUUAGAAAAGCAAACAAAAACAGCUCAGACGAGAAUGCAAGAAGAGAAAGACUUGGCUGACAAGCUCAGAAAAGACUUAAUGGAAUCCAGAGACGAUCUGUCUGCGAAAUCUGUUCAACUAGAGGAGCUGUCCAAAAAGUUGAAGAACUCUAUUAUGGGUGAUAUGGAUACUUCCGUUGAAACCAAGAAGUAUAGAGAAAUGGAGCAGCAAUGCAGUGAUCGUCAAGCAGAGAUCGAGGCCUUGAAAAAUAAAUUAAAAAUUUCGAAAGAAGCUGUUGAUCAGCAUAGCAAUGUUGCUCUAGCAGCCGAGAAGCAACUAAUUGAUAUCACGGAGAAAUAUCAGAAUGAUAAGACAAAUUAUGAAUCCAAGAUCACGGAUCUUCAGAGCAAACUUACAGAGCUGGAGGAGAAAUGCGCUGAACUACAAGGUGAAUUGUCGCUGCAAACAGAUGGCCAGGUUUCUGUUACAUCUAAUUUGCAUGGAAAACUGCAUAAACUUGAAAUUCAGCAGAAAGUUGCGACAACCGAAUUAAUAGAGACCAAAGAACAGUUGGAUAUUGCAAAGUCUGAAAUUAGCAAGCUCAGUGAGAAUUUAGAGAUUGCUGAAAAUAAAUAUGCGCGAGAGAUGUCUUUGCAUUCGGCUGAUCUGCAAGCACUUCGUUCCGUCAAGGAAGAUCUUAACAAGCUUCUCAAUGAAGUCAAUGAGGUUAAAUUCGAAAGAGAUCGUUCAAUUGAAGCGCUGGAGGAAAGCAAAUCCAGUUGGGGUGUUCAGGAAGAGAAGUUUAUAAAGGAGAAGACCGAAUUACAAAUGAGAUUAUCUGAUUUGGAUAAGCAAAACACGCUGCUGUUGGAUCAACUGCAAGAGUUAAAUUCUCAGAUGUCGCUGAUGCAAACGCAACUUAUAGAUCCUCAUAAUAAAUCUAUGAAUGAAUCGAACAGAUCCUUUACAGAAGAUGAUGUUCGAUCGUCAGACCAGUUAUUGAAGAUCAUUAAGUACUUAAGACAGGAGAAGGAUAUUGCUGUUAGUAAAUGUGAAAUUUUGGAUGCCGAACAUACGAGAAUUAAAGCACAACAUGACUUGCUUCGGAAAGAGUACGAUCAAGCUAAGGCAACUAUCGAGAAUGAACGCCAGAAAUCCGAGGUAUCCAUCGUCACUGCAGCCAAACAUGCCGAAGUUCUAAGGAAAGUCGAAACAUUGAACGCUAUUACUGAUAGUAAUAGAAGUUUACGCUUGGAAAGAGAUGGAUUGAUUGUGGAAUUAAAUGAACUUAAAGCGAGAACAGGAAAUCUGGAAGAACAAUUGGCUCCUUUGCAAGAGAAAAAUACAGAACUUCAAAAGAAGGCUGAAGCAAUGCAAACAGAAAAUAUUACUCUGCGUGGUGAGGCUACACGAUGGAGACAGCGUGCCAAUAACCUGCUCGAAAGAUCGAACAGAACCAGUCCCGAAGAUUGGAAGAAGUUGCAAGGUGAACGUGAGAGUCUGGCUAAACAGCUGACGAUCGAAAGAUCUAAUACCACCAGGUUAACAGAAGAAAAUAAUGUACUCACAAAAGACAAAGCUAAACUGGAGGAUAGUCUGAGACAAUUAAAAGCACAACAGGAGCAACAGAAGGACGAAAUGGAUAAAUUAUCUGAAGAGUUGGGCUCAUUACGCACACAAGUAAAUAAUCUGAACCAAGAUUUGGAACAAUCACGUAACCAAAUGAUCAGAGUCAACGAGGAUAAUCGUGUUUUAACAGAAAAUUUAGCAGCUAAAGAAACGAUGGUCGUCGACGUCAAAAAUAACUUGGCCCAAAUAAGAAAGAUUGCUAAGAAAUAUAAGAUCCAAGCGGAGGAACAAUUGAAAGAAUUGGAAAUUUUGAAAAAGGUAGCAGAGGAUAAACAAGGCGAGAGUUCCUCAAGCGAAGAUGCUAAAGAGGUGAAACGUCAAUCUGAUGAAAAAAUAACGCAACUUGAGCAAACGCACAACGAGAAAUUGAAUGAAAUGAAUGUACGUAUUUCUUCCUCUGUCGAAGAGAACGAACAGAACAAGAAAGAGAUAGAGACGCUUAAAGAAAAUUUACAAAAUAGCUUGGAGAAAGAAGAACGCUUCAAAGUUCUGUUCAAGAAUGCCAAGGAAAGAAUUAUGCUGUUGACCGAGCAAAAUUCUAGUUUAAGGAAUCAAAUCGACAAAGAGAACAGUUCUGGAUCAAAUGAUCCUCCGAAGCAGCAAGGAGAUUCCGCCGAUCUAGAGCGUUGCCACAAGGAAAAGGAGGAAUUGGCAAGUCAGAAACAACAAGAUAAGGAGCGUUAUUUGCAGGAGAUUGAAUCUUUAAAUCAGAAAGUGGGUCAAUUGCAAAGGCAAAUUGGCGUACAGCAAGGUUCGAAACCGAGCACUAGUUCAGAAAAGGAAAAGUCCACAUCAGAGCCACCGACAGCUAAUAUCAAACCGAUGGCCGGACAUUCAACUAAUACCCAGACCCAGUCUGUACCAAUUCAACCAUGGAGAAGUAGUGGAGAACCACCACUUGCUAGCAUUCGUCCGAUGUCAAUGCAACUUAGAACUGUGGCCGUCCUACCAACCAGCCAAAGUCCAAGCACUGUGAUGGUUCCACCUCAGCAGCAAGUCCAUACUACCGGCAGCAGCAGCAUUGAAGCCAUGUCGUCAAGUCCUACCAGUUCCCACACUGAUUAUGUUCCUGCUACCAGUUCAGCGAGUUCAGCUUUAUUGGGACCCAGGCAAGUUGCUGUUCCACCAACUCAGUCCAAUCAGGACACCGAAGAUGAAGACACGACCAUGCAGGUACAACAAGCUCCCCAGCAACAGGCUGUUGCUUUGGUUCUGCCUCGCGUUGAACCGCCCAGUCCCGCUCAAGAGCAAGGAACCAGCAGCAGUUCCUCCAAUACGGUAACUACAACUCAAGCAGGUCACAAAAGACCACGAGAAGCUGAUACUGAAAACCAACAUGAAGAUGGUGCGAAAACGACUCAGGCUGUAAAAAGAACUAGACUAUUGCCUGGUACUAGCAGUGGGGUCGAAAGUGGUGUAAGCGAAAGUGGUUUGGAAGUGGAGUAUCAAGUACCGACUAGCAGUCAAAGAGAUCAUGAAGAGGAUGCAGUCAUCGUAGUCGAAAGUGACGAGGAAGGACCGGAUGAAGGAGAAGGUGAAGAUUACAAUAUGCCCUACGAAGAUCCCGACACGCAAGAUCCUGAUCAAGACGACGAAGAGCACGUCGGUAACGAAGUGGAAGUAAUUGAAGAUUCCAGUGAAGUACCGAAUCAAAGUGAGAGAGGUGCCGAGAGCGAUCUCAUGCCUGUCGACGGGGAAGAGGAGGAGGAGUGCGAAGGUGUCGAGGAAACUGAGGAGGAAGUAAUGCAGCCGGAGGCUACCAGCAGCGGAACGAACGUGUCCACUUCUGUGGCUGUAACGUUGCCUUCGUUUUCUCGCACCAGACAGGUUGCACCUUUAUCCCGCCAACAGCAAACUCAUCUUCUUUUGCCCCACGGAAUCGAAGAAGGCGGCGACGAUGGCAUUGUACCCUCCACUCCUACUUUAUUUGUAGCCCGUCGUUGCGAUGGUUUUGGCGAGGCAGUUAGUUCUCCUAAUGUACCAACCAGUGGACGUUUUACUUUUACAGACUCUGGUACACCAAGCAAUCUAGGAUCUAAUGAUGUUCUUCCCGAACAAACACUAGAAAUGGCUCAAGAUGAUAAUAGUACUGGAAGGAGCGUGCCUAGUACUCCAUUGCAAACCUCCCCGCACGAAUCCGGACCCACGAGCGAGGAGCAAGCAGUAGCACAUCAAAACGAAAAUGAUAUCCCAACCAUAACUGUGAGCGGUGCCGAAGACGAGGCGGAAUCAGCGGAAGGUGGAGAUUGUAUGGGCCCGCCUUCCGUUGCAGGUACAUCAACAGAGGGCAACCAAAGCAAUGACCCUGUAGAAGAAAUGCAGGAGGGAGACGAUGGGGUGAGUUCGGAAGGCGAAAAGGCUGCCAGCACCGAGGAUGGUGAGGAGGAAGGUAGAGAGGCUGAAGCAUCUCCGAGCACCAACACCAGGUCCAGAAACAUAAGGGGUGGUACAACGGUGGCAACCAGAAGAACCAUGCGUCAGAGCAACGUGCGCGGUGUCAGUCGAUCGUUACCAACCCCGAUCAUCUGGGGUGGAGAUCAACCGCAACAGCAACAGCUAAUGCAACAGCCCCAACAGCAGCUUCAACAACCUCAACAAAUACCUCCAAGAACUGCUACAAGACAAGAUGCCGGUGGCCACAGGGGCGGAGGCAGAGGUGGAUUAAUGUCUAACCAAGGAACUUACUCACCCAGAGGAGCACGCAGGAACCGCGGCCGCGGUCCUAGGACCUCCUACAAUAGCCGAUUUUAAAUAAUCAUCAUUCCAUUGAAAGUAGGGAAAGAAGAAACACCGCCGGCUGUCGCCGCCGAUCCUUUCUCAAAUGUAUUUUUAUUUUACACAACACAGACAAAAAAUAAUGAUGUAUUUUUUUGUAUAUUGUUAACAUUAGGAAUGUGUGUGUCCCUCUCAAAAUAUUAUAUAUGUAUACAUAAAAAAAAAGUUAAGAUAUAAGUGUUAAUUUUAAGUUUCGACUAUUUAAAUUUAAUCUCAUAAAAAAAAAGAAAAUGAUUACUUGCAAGAAAGAGAGAGAUCAGUUAAGCCUAAUUUAGGAUUAAAUAUUGGUAGUGAGAUAUAUAUAUGUAAACUGUAUGUUUUAUUAUAUAUAUUAUAUAUAUAUAAACAAACAAUUCGUUUGCUCCAGGGUUCGUUUCUGUUAUGUUCUUUUAAUCUUCUGAAAGGUCCAAUACGCCUUUCAAGAAAAAAGUAAAUAGGUUUUAUUAUUAUUUUUUUUUAAAUUGGAAUGUACCAAUUCCUUCCAGAUAAUUAAGAUAAUAUGAUAAACAAUGUAGCUCUCAGUGUACGUUCAUUACCUAUGUAUGUCCCACACUAUAAACGUUUUUUACGUUACAAAAAAAAUGCACAUUCAUCAAUCAACAUGCUUAGAAAAUUUCUUUUCAUUUGCUUCUCUAAAAGAUGUUUCAAGUAAUAAAUAAUAAAUGUGUCUUUUUUUU